This is a messenger RNA of Meriones unguiculatus (Mongolian gerbil), 5895 nucleotides long. It is a transcript of the gene Ogfrl1, whose product is annotated as opioid growth factor receptor like 1. Gene Ontology annotation, molecular function: opioid growth factor receptor activity. Gene Ontology annotation, cellular component: membrane. The transcript has 7 exons. The coding region runs from base 174 to 1541 and encodes 455 amino acids. The record is from RefSeq and is a predicted model, not a curated record. NCBI's taxonomy places the organism in Eukaryota, Metazoa, Chordata, Mammalia, Rodentia, Muridae.
CGGCGGCCCCGGGGCGCCCGGCUCCUCCCCGCCUGUGCGCUGGAGCGCCCGCGGCCGCCGCGCUGAGCUGUGCGGCUCGGGCCGCGCGAGCUGCCGCCUGCGCCCCGAGCGGAGCGCGGCCAUGCCCCGGCCCUAGCGCGCUGCCGCAGCCCGUGCCCGCCGCCGCCUCUUCAAUGGGCAACCUGCUCGGCGGGGUCAGCUUCCGCGAGCCCACCACCGUGGAGGACUGUGACUCCACCUGGCAGACCGACUCGGAGCCCGAGCCCGAGCAGCCGGGGCCGGCGGGCGGUGGCGAGGGCCAGGAGCACGACGAGCCGGGGCAGCCCGAGCAGCCUCCCGAGAGAGGCGGAGGGCGGCCCCGCAGCAGCCCGGUGCCCGAGGACCACGCCGAGGCGGCGGGCGCGGAGCAGGGUGCUGAUUCCACAGAAGCAACUGCUAAACCAAAGAGAAGCUUCUACGCUGCGAGGGAUUUGUACAAGUACCGACAUCAGUACCCACAGAACUUCAAAGAUAUCCGAUAUCAAAAUGACUUGAGCAACCUUCGCUUUUAUAAGAAUAAAAUUCCAUUUAAGCCAGAUGGUGUUUACAUUGAAGAGGUCCUAAAUAAAUGGAAAGGAGACUAUGAAAAACUGGAACACAACCACACUUACAUUCAAUGGCUUUUCCCCCUGAGAGAACAAGGCUUGAACUUUUAUGCUAAAGAAUUAACUACAUAUGAAAUUGAGGAAUUUAAAAAAACAAAAGAAGCCAUCAGAAGAUUCCUCUUGGCUUAUAAAAUGAUGCUCGAAUUUUUUGGGAUAAAGCUGAUUGACAAAACUGGAAAUGUUGCUCGGGCUGUAAACUGGCAAGAAAGAUUUCAACAUCUGAAUGAGUCUCAGCACAACUAUUUAAGAAUUACACGAAUUCUUAAAAGCCUUGGUGAGCUUGGAUAUGAGAGUUUUAAAUCUCCUCUCGUAAAAUUUAUUCUUCACGAGGCUCUAGUAGAAAAUACCAUCCCUAAUAUUAAGCAGAGUGCUCUGGAGUAUUUUGUUUAUACAAUCAGAGACAGAAGGGAGAGAAGGAAGCUCCUGCGAUUUGCCCAGAAACAUUACACGCCAUCAGAGAAUUUCAUCUGGGGACCGCCUAAAAAGGAAGAGCCAGAGAGAAGCAAAGCCCAGAAAAUGCCUACUCUGCCCACUUCAGGUUCGAACGGUCAAACUUCUAUACACAAGAAAUCUAAGGACUCCAAAAAUUCCUCAGUAGCAAUUCACGGAAAUAGCAAAACAGUGGAAGAAAAAAAGGGGGCUUCUAGAGAGCCGGAGGAGGAGACAGAGAAGCUGAGCUCAGAGCCCAGCAGUGAAGAUACCAAGACAAAAAACACAGAGAAAGACAGUGCUGUUGAUGAAGAAGCAAAUUCUCCACCCGAGAAAACAGUUACUGACACCGCAGGAAAAAGAGAAUGCCCAGCUUCCUCUGAAAAAGAUGGAGAGGGCGAAAACCAGAGCAAAGACUCUGAAAAUUCUGAAAAUACUGGUUGCCAUAAUGAGGGAGUGUCACAGUGAAAUGUCACAAACCCACAAACCAGUUCUGGUUAAGGGAGUCAAAAACUGCUGUCUGAUUUAUCCUGAAGAUCAGAGAUGAGGUCACGUUUAAAAUGUUGGCCGCCUGUGACUUUCGUUGUAAGCCCUUGGUUCUUGUUUUUAUUUUGGAUCACAAUGGAUUGGAUAUUUAAUGAGAAGUUUUAAGACUGGAUCAAAUAAAAGAAUAUAUUUAGGAUGUGUUUUCAAAUUCUGUAUAUAACAGUCACUUUAAAGAUAUUUUUCAAGUUAUCUAGAAACAGCCACGUAGCAUUUGGUAUUCGGCAUGCUCUCUUGAGAGAUCUAUGCAGAAACCAUGCCCCUCGUGAUGCAGUCACACUUGUCUUUUACUUGCGUUUGAAACUGGAAGAUGAGUUAGGUCUUCUCAGUUGUAUCCAGAAACCUAUCUGGACUCUUUUAUUACAGCACUUCAGUCAGGGUUCACAGUUUUGGUUUCUGCGCUGGCUGUCCUUCCCAUUUGUCUGCCGUCUUGCUCUCAUACCUCUCCCUCUUCUUGCUUGAGACACCAUCUUUGUCAUCUUCCACGAGUUUUCUAGUACGCUUUAGGACCCUCUUCUAUACCAAUGUCCAUGUGGAGCAGAGCAGAAUUUUUAAUAGUCUGAUUUCAGGAUUUUUUUGUGUUUAUAAUAAUAAAUAUUUUUAGUAUUAAGUGUUUAGAAACUAUUUCUUGUGUUUACAUUAAAAAAAAACAGAACAAUAAUAGACUUAGGUUUUUGUGGCUGUUCUAUACAAAAUUGGUGGUUGAUUUUAGAUGCAAAUCACUGAGGAAUGUUAAAAAUAUCACAAAAAUUACUCACUUUGAAAAAUGUCCCUUUGUAUUGUCAACAACAAGCAAAUCUGUCCUUUGAGCUGUUAGUGAAUUGAUGCCAUGAGGAUUAUAUUAAUGUCAUCAGUCCACAGUGUCUGUAUGUGUGUGUCUUCAUCUUUAUGUAUUAUUGAGUAUGUUCAUCUUUUGUUUGUCAUUUGAAACUAAGAACAGUUUGAAAUUAUAUAUACUUACUUUUAUUAAGUAUAGAAUUGGAUAGCAUUGGUUAAAGGGUUUAUUUUCUACAGUGUUAUUGCUAAUUAUUAUUGCAAAUCAGAAGACAAUCAAACACUGUGACAGGAAUUUCAAAACAUUCACACAAACACAGACAAAGCGAUGAACAGGAGAUGUUUUUACUUUUUUUAUUUAGCAAGGAGUCGACUGUAAAAAAAAAAAUCUCUCUGCAGCUUUUAAGAAAAGUCCUAUAUGCUUUCACACAUUUACCCCACCUUUACCCUUGGGCCACAGGAAACUUUUACUAUUUCCUCUUUUGUAGCACAUCAUAUAAACGUCUUGUUGGCUUUUUCAGCCCGCACUCUCAGUGAUGGUUCCUACAAAAUACUCCCAGCAAUUUUAUGCUUUUAGACAUAUAAAAUAUAUAUAUUGUUUUUAAAUUUACACAACAUUAGCCCAGUUACUUAUCCCUGAUUUUCUUCGUGCAUCAUAAUGGCACAAAUGUGAUACAUGUUUGUGUGUUGUAUCCCUGGAAGACAUGAAGCACUUUAUCAUUGUAGUUACUGUAAUAACCAGCUGUAGCUUGUGGCAGUUUGUGAGGUGUUAAGAUUUCGAGGUAGCAAUCUCGGUUUGGAUUCAGUUCUAUGCAAGGAAUGUAUGGACUUUGCCAGGCAGUGUUUGUAGCACCAAUCUAAAGAUCUCAGUAGACUUUUGCACAGGGUUCAGGGAUAGGAGAGGACUGCCGAGUUAGGCCGAAUUGUAGGAAUAUGGUCAAGUACGUUCAAAAUAUCUUAGUUUUGAACAUAUGGUGAAGCACUCAGACCACUUUAAGGGUAUUUAAUAUAAAAAACAAAACAAAACAUGAGACCAGGGAACUGGAGAGAUGACUCAGUGGUCAAGAGCACUUGCUGCUGUUCCGGAGGACCAGGGUUCAGUUCCCAAAACCUGUCCUUGGUGGUUCUCAGCUGCAGCUACUCCCAGGGGAUCCUAGCUCUGACUUCGGGGCAAAGGGUGGAGCUCCUUGCAUGCGGUGAUCCAUACAGUCAAGCACACUCAUACGAAUAAGUAAGUUCUCUUUAAAUAAAUAUGGGGUCAGAUACUAAAAACACUUUUAAAAACAGGCCACCAGAUGCUAAAGUCAAUAUAAUCUAAAUCAAUGUAAUUAUGGCGUAACCAAACCCUUAGAAAUAAAAGCAUUUAAUAAUUUAGGUUCUAGAACGUUAUUCUUUAUCAAUGAUCCUGUUAGAUUGCGCUACUUAAUUUGAGAAUAUUUGGUCUCAAGAGGAGAACGCCCUGGCUUCCAUCUAAAAUAGUGGCCUUUUCUCGUGGCGGUUAUUUAAACUGCAUAUUAAUAAAGUUUCCUACAUUUAAUCUGUAAAUAGCAGAGAAAAUAACUCAGUGAAGAACAAGUUGGAGGAAGUCAUUCCUUUUGCUGAUAAAAAUUGAGCAUCUCAAAUUUUUUUCUAUUAAGAGCACUUUGUACAUUUAAUAGUUUUUUAACGUAGGAUCUAUAGAUUGUGUAUUUAUGUGUGUGCUAGAUAUCCCUCUGAAACUGACUUCUACGUUCUGUGUUUUCCAAACUACCAUACGCUUACAGAAAUUUGCUGGGAAGCUGUUCCAGAAAAUGCCGUGCAGCAUGGCCAAGUAGCUAGAUGCAUUGCUGAACAUCCACAGGUCUUAGAUGGUCUUUUUUGUUCCCUGGGCUGCAAGGGUGCUACUUAUGGGCUAUUGAUAAACUUAUAUUUCACAAGAAAUAGAUGCUAUAUUGCUUGAUUCGCUUCGUGCAUUGAUAAUAUUUUUUGCUUUCAUAUUUUAGAGGAGAAAAUAUAUGUGAAGAUAUUUUGAAAUACUGCAAAGUGAUAAAUAGUUAUAUAUUUCUGUAUGGUGGAGAUGUUUCUGACCUAAGAUUAUUGCAUCAUUUUGCAUUUUCAAGCUCAUUCUCACAGGAAAUUCUAAGUAAUCAUGAUGGACUUGAAAAAUCUAUCUGAUAGUUGUCAAGUUCUAAAAUCACAUUGCAUAGUUUUAUUUUGCUUUAGGUUUUGAGAAUAUAUUUUUCAGCUUAAAGGAAAGAAGAUCUAUAACUCAGGAGUUCCUAAGAGAGUUUUAAGAUUUUGUUUGUUAAGUGUUACAUAUAUAAAUAUAUGAAGAUGUAAUAAAAACCUGUCACAGCCUUGACACUUUGUACCAUGCCCUCCUGAUUUUCAUAAUUUACUAGGAAUGAAGGUAGGAUGGGGUGAGAAGGAAAAAAAAUACAAUGAGGUAGUUCUUAAAAAAUCAUUUUGGUAAAUAAACCUACAUGCCAAAAGGUUUUUUAAAAUGAAGUGUUUAAAUGAACAAGGAAUAUUUGUUUGUUUUAAGGUCAAACUUUUGCAUUUAUGAUAAAGUGAUUUAGUGAGGCAAUUUAAAACUAUUCUUCAGGCUCCUCUAAAAUCUGUAUUUUGUAACACAGAAAAAAGCAUUUUAAAAUCUUAAUUAUAAUUACACCCGCAGGCCUUUAAUGACUGUUUAGAGCAAGAUUCCCUUGUUGCAGGAGAAUUGGGGAAUAGUUGUUUAGUUGCUUUAGAAUAGUUUUCCUUUUCCUUUCUCUCUCUCUCUCUGUGUGUGUGUGAUAAUCUGAACAUUUACAUACUGGAAUCAAGGGAGGGGUAGUUUUAGAGGAAGAUGGCUGGAGUUAGUGUUAACCUAGAAACCUAGCAAUGUCUGUUACUCACUUCUUUCAACACUGAGUUCAUACUGGUUAUUGCAGGAAGAGAUUCGUGUGGGAAAACUCUAGGGUGACAGUGAAUACUAACAUGCAUCCCCCAUGUUAACGUGAGCCAACCUGCCCAGCAGAUUGUCAUUCAGAAGUUUACUAUCCCACUGUAAACUCUUGCCACGAGGAACCAUGAGCACCCAUUCUUAAAGUGUUUUCACCACGAUAUUCAACAGGAGGAGCAAAGCUUCACCUGUCUUGUGUUGUUUUCAUGUUUCUCAUUUCUGUUACUUGCUGGCUCAUUUAAACAUCCUUUGGGUACUGCAAGUUAUAGUGAUCUGUCUUACUUUCUGCUCUUGUGUUCAGAUGGCUGCAUUAAAUGGAAUGUUACUGGAGACAUCAUUAAAAUCUUCAUUCUAGUAGACUGAAGGAAUCUGAAAUUCGUUUGGAAAACUUUCAUGUUAUUUUCUUAGUAGAGACAUGUUUUAAAAGGCUUGUUCUUGCUUUCCCUCUAGAUUAAAGAAAGUAAUCAGUGUUGUCUGCUUUUACAAAUUCUGUUGUGAAAUUUAUUGUUUUGUUCAUUUGUGGAAAACGAUUUCUUGGUUGGUUUUUUUUUCUCCUUUGAAUUAAAGUUUUCAUGUGGAAAA